GGGGGCGGCUGCACAGUCUCCGGGAUCCCCAGGCCUGGAGGGGGGUCUGCGUGCGGCCGGCUGGCUCUGCCUCCCCUCGUCCGGUCCCCAGCGGGCCUCCCUCGGGCCAUCCCGAUGGUGACCGGGCCCAGCGGCGCCUGAGCCAGGAGCGCGCCGGUCGCGGAGCCGGAGGGCGGGAGGAACAUGACAUCGCGGAGAUGGUUUCACCCAAAUAUCACCGGCGUGGAGGCCGAAAACCUACUGCUGACAAGAGGCGUUGAUGGCAGUUUUUUGGCGAGGCCCAGUAAAAGUAACCCAGGAGACUUCACACUUUCCGUUAGAAGAAAUGGAGCUGUCACCCACAUCAAGAUUCAGAACACUGGUGACUACUAUGACCUGUACGGAGGGGAGAAGUUCGCCACUUUGGCUGAGUUGGUUCAGUAUUACAUGGAGCAUCAUGGGCAAUUAAAAGAGAAGAAUGGAGAUGUUAUUGAGCUCAAAUAUCCUCUGAACUGUGCAGAUCCUACCUCUGAAAGGUGGUUUCAUGGACACCUCUCCGGGAAAGAAGCAGAGAAGUUAUUAACUGAGAAAGGAAAACAUGGUAGCUUUCUGGUACGAGAGAGCCAGAGCCACCCUGGAGAUUUUGUUCUCUCAGUCCGAACUGGUGAUGACAAGGGGGAGAGCAAUGACGGCAAGUCCAAAGUGACCCAUGUCAUGAUCCGCUGUCAGGAACUGAAAUAUGAUGUUGGUGGAGGAGAGCGGUUCGACUCUUUGACCGAUCUCGUGGAGCAUUAUAAGAAGAAUCCCAUGGUAGAAACAUUGGGCACAGUUCUACAACUCAAGCAGCCCCUCAACACAACUCGUAUCAAUGCUGCUGAAAUAGAGAGCCGGGUUCGAGAACUAAGCAAAUUAGCAGAGACCACAGAUAAAGUCAAACAAGGCUUUUGGGAAGAAUUUGAGACACUACAACAACAGGAGUGCAAACUUCUCUAUAGCCGAAAAGAGGGCCAGAGGCAAGAAAAUAAAAACAAAAACAGAUAUAAAAACAUCCUGCCCUUCGAUCAUACCAGGGUUGUUCUACAUGACGGUGACCCCAACGAGCCUGUGUCCGAUUACAUCAAUGCAAAUAUUAUCAUGCCUGAAUUUGAAACCAAGUGCAACAAUUCAAAGCCCAAAAAGAGUUACAUUGCCACACAAGGCUGUCUGCAGAAUACGGUGAACGACUUUUGGCGCAUGGUGUUUCAAGAGAACUCCCGAGUGAUUGUCAUGACGACGAAAGAAGUGGAGAGAGGAAAGAGUAAAUGUGUCAAAUACUGGCCUGAUGAGUUUGCUCUGAAAGAAUAUGGCGUCAUGCGUGUUAGGAACGUCAAAGAAAGCGCCGCUCAUGACUAUACGUUAAGAGAACUUAAACUGUCAAAGGUUGGACAAGCUCUACUCCAGGGGAAUACGGAGAGAACGGUCUGGCAAUACCACUUUCGGACCUGGCCUGACCACGGCGUGCCCAGUGACCCCGGGGGUGUGCUGGACUUCCUGGAGGAGGUGCACCAUAAGCAGGAGAGCAUCAUGGAUGCGGGGCCAGUGGUGGUGCACUGCAGCGCUGGAAUUGGCCGGACAGGGACGUUCAUUGUGAUUGAUAUCCUUAUUGACAUCAUCAGAGAGAAAGGUGUCGACUGUGACAUUGAUGUUCCCAAAACGAUUCAGAUGGUGCGAUCUCAGAGGUCAGGGAUGGUCCAGACAGAAGCACAGUACCGAUUCAUCUAUAUGGCCGUCCAGCAUUAUAUUGAAACACUACAACGCAGGAUUGAAGAAGAACAGAAAAGCAAGAGGAAAGGUCACGAGUAUACAAAUAUUAAGUAUUCCCUCACGGACCAGGCAAGUGGAGAGCAGAGCCCCCUCCCGCCUUGCACCCCAACACCAUCCUGUGCGGAGAUGAGAGAAGAUAAUGCUCGAGUCUAUGAGAACGUGGGUCUGAUGCAGCAGCAGAAGAGCUUCAGAUGAGAAAACCCGCCGAAACUUCAGCACAGAAAUAGAGGUGGGCUUCACCCUCUCCAUGAAAAGAUCAAGAACAGAUGCAAGAAAGUUUAUGUGAAGAAUGAACAUGAACCUCGAAGGCUUGUGUUGGGGUCGACUCCCUUUUGAUGAGCAGAAUCUGAAACCUUUUAAAGACCACUCCGUUCUAACUCGACACCACCCGAUUUCCAGUCGCUCAUUUCCUCAGAUAAGCAAUCAUCUCUACAGUGUAGACAGUGUUAUAUUUUAUAGAGUUUUAUUUUAAAUUGAGGAAGCAGUUAUAUUGUGCUCUGUACUUUGCAGAUGGUGGUGAUUCGAAUCCUAGUUAUUGCCAUUUUUCUUUCUUUUUAUAACCCUAACAAAUUUAAUUUUCCCCCUCUUUGAGGGGAUGAUGGGGCACUUGUUAGAGGAAAAAGUGGGGAAAAUUAAAUGACAACAUCCUGUAAAAAUGAGAACAAUUUUAUUUAUCGUCAUUUGUUCAGUAGUGGGUAAAUUCAUUUUGAUGGCCUCUUUUUUGGGGGGGCUAAAUGAUAAUUAGGCCAGUGCCCCAGACUUUCAGAACUUGACUCUCUUCCUUUGUAUUGCCAUUAAAAAAUCUUGGGGAAAAUCCUGGGAAUUUAGGAUCAAGGUGUGCUUUUUCUGAGCAGAUAACCAAUGACCAUUCAGCCUACUGUGGUGGGGAAAUGUUUGCCAUAUAUAUAUAUUUUUUUUUCUUUUUCAUUUGACUAUUGUCUUGUAUUUUGAAAAAAUGCAUCUGUGGAUAACCAGUGUUUUGGUUUUCAAUUGUUGCUGACAAACCACCCAAAACAUAGUGGCUUAAAAUGUCUCUUUAUUUGUUCCUGACUAUUCUUCAAUCUGAUGGGGCUCAGCAUCUUGCUGGUGUCGCUUGCUGAUGUCUCUCUUGCUGGUCGGCAGGUUGGCUGAGACGCUGGGUGGCUGGGCCCCUCUCUGUACACAUGGUCCUCAGGUCUCAUUCUCCACGUGUCUCUCCAUGUGGCCUUGACGGCAGGGUCGCUGGCUCUCAGAGCUCCCAAGAGUGUAAGGCAGUAGUGGCCAGGCCUUCUGACGACUUAACCCCAGAACUAUCCAGCAUCACUUCUACUGCCCUCUGUUGAUUAGAGCAAGUCACAGACCUAGGAUUCAGGAAGAGGGGACUCCACCAGGGCAUGAAGUGGAGGUGCGGUUGAUGGGGGGUCCCCAGUGUAAUUGUCAGAACCAGUACCAAGGAACAAAACUAUUGUUAGUAGAAGUAGAAGCUGCUAGUGAGUGACCUUGGGAAGCUGAAGUGGCAUGUGUAAGCUGGAAGAGAGGGCCGUCAGACAGAAAGAGAGGGCCUUCCAGAAGCUUCCUGCACCAGUUCUGCAAGUCCUGAGCAUCUUUUCUGAAUCACCACUUCUGGUCUUGUAAGGACGGAUGUGUCUAGGGGGCGAGCAUUUGAAAGCACCACCCCAACACCACGGCCUCCGCAGAGGGAGGGGAGUGGAGGCUCUCUUCCUGUUACUGGUAUCAGUCUGGCCUCCACGCAUGCGUGCAGUCAGGCCGCUGGGAGCAGGAGCAUCGCAACGAGGCUGCGCGGCAGAUUGAAUCAGCAGUAGGAUUUGCUAACGUGCUACCUGAAGUGCCUUCUCUCAAAACAUCCCUCUUUGCCCCAUGUGUUGAAUCAUUGUUCGGUGACUGUGUCUCAAUGAAAGUCUCACUGGUUGACUCUGUGAAGAAAAUAAAAUGCUACUGCAGCAUUGCCAUUUAGGCAUGGCCUCCUUUCUGGAAUCAUCCUAGCUUUUGCUCCUGAGAGGAAGGACUCGACCUAGCCCUGGUUGUAGUUCCCUCCUGAGGUCUUGGCCUCUAUUGAAACCCUGAGGUCCUUUGGGCCGAGUGAUGGCUGCCAUUUUCACAGGCAAAAUGUGUAGUGUUCCCCCUAUAUCACCCCCUUCCCUGAUCCAUCGAACUUAGAAUUGCUUCAGAGCACAAGUGUGGCCUGAAAGUGAUCACCUUCUGAGGAAUGUAAAUGACUACUGUCUCCUUGUCAAGCCUGUAGAGAGAUUCAAGUUCAGGAUUUGCAACAAGGCCUUGAAUCCUGUUCUUUUUAUCACAUUGUCACAUUGAAUGGUUCUCCUUUUUUGCCUCAAUUUUGUGGAAAUGUUUUGACUCUGUUUAUUGCCGUUUUAAUUCUGUAUGUCUAGGUUUCUCUCUCUGUUUCUUCUUCUCAUUACAGCAGUCCCUUUAGCAUUUCCUAUAAUGCUGGUUGGUGGUGAUGUACCCCUUUAGCCUUUUUUUGUCCAAGAAGCUCUUUAUUUGACUGUC
Messenger RNA from Eptesicus fuscus (big brown bat), 4290 nucleotides. RefSeq names its product protein tyrosine phosphatase non-receptor type 11 (gene PTPN11). The coding region runs from base 184 to 1977 and encodes 597 amino acids. The record is from RefSeq and is a predicted model, not a curated record. Gene Ontology annotation, molecular function: protein tyrosine phosphatase activity. Gene Ontology annotation, biological process: protein dephosphorylation. NCBI's taxonomy places the organism in Eukaryota, Metazoa, Chordata, Mammalia, Chiroptera, Vespertilionidae. The transcript has 16 exons.